Molecule: messenger RNA, 969 nt
Organism: Moesziomyces aphidis
Lineage: Eukaryota; Fungi; Basidiomycota; Ustilaginomycetes; Ustilaginales; Ustilaginaceae
Source: the annotation of a GenBank genome assembly
AUGACAGUGCCGACACCAGAACGGUCACUGGCAGGGGGCAAGGUGAAAGUCUAUCGCGUUGGGCUCACCGCGUUUUGCACGGCGGGGGUGUCGGUACCCGCGUCGGCGCAGGCUAUGGUGUGCGUGAUCGACCGAGCUUCGGUCAAGAACGCUGUGGACCGCGAAGCCGCCUCUGGCCUGCACGAGGCAUUCGUGUCGUUUGCGCACGACGCCUCGCUGUGCGUCGCCAUCCUCGCUGGGGCAGGAGGGACGUUCUGUGCCGGUGCGGACCUCAAGUCAAUCGCGUCCAGCUCCCUCGCAAGCGCAACGGGCAGUGAGGGCAGCAAUCUGCUCGAUCCGGAUAUGGAUGCCAUGGCUCCCAUGGGCGUCACGCGGCUGGCGAUGAACAAACCCGUCAUCGCGGCGAUCUCGGGCUUUGCGGUGGCAGGUGGCCUCGAGCUGGCACUUUGGGCCGAUCUGCGCAUCGCCACCGCGUCAGCAAGCCUGGGCGUGCUGUGUAGGCUACGUGGAGUACCCCUGAUCGACGGCGGCACCGUUCGCCUCCCUGCACUGAUCGGUGGAUCGCGUGCUGCGGACCUCAGCCUCACGGGCAGACUGGUGGGUGCGAAAGAGGCACACCACAUGGGGCUCGUCAACUACAUCGUCGCGGACAAUGCCGAGGCCAGCAAGGGGUGGGAGGCUGUGGUGGAAAAGGCGCUCGAGGUGGCAGCGGGUUUGGCGAGUGUGCCGCAAACGUGCAUGCUCAACGAUCGCAGCAGCAUGCUCAAUGCGCUCUACCCCGCAUCUCACCACGAGCAAGCAGGCGUGGACCUGCGCCUCAAAGGUGCACUACGGCAGGCCAUGCAGCGCGAGUUCGAACUCGGCCUGCACAGCCUAUCGCAACUCAUGACCGAAGGCCAGGUGGGCGCCUUUGUCAACCGUUCCGCCGACGAGAAGCAGCAAGACCGCUCGCGUCGCACCAAGCUCUAA